Molecule: messenger RNA, 1087 nt
Organism: Amorphotheca resinae ATCC 22711
Lineage: Eukaryota; Fungi; Ascomycota; Leotiomycetes; Helotiales; Amorphothecaceae
Exons: 2
Coding region: 107-631 (174 amino acids)
Biological process (GO): nucleotide metabolic process
Molecular function (GO): catalytic activity
Source: RefSeq, a predicted model, not a curated record
AUUCCAAUACCCAUCCUCACAUCCGUCGACUCCAGCAUGCAUCGCGCUCUAUAAUCAGCCCUUGAGCCCCCGGACUGGGCGUCUCGCUCUCAGGAAACCACUCGCCAUGGCGUCCCGCUCCUCAUGUCCGUUCUGCAAUAUUGUAGCCCAUUACCCAGCAUCCCCAAACCCGGAUCCCGAUUACGACCUCGUAUCCCCGCCCGCGUUCGUUAUCCUCAGCACGCCGUUAUGCAUGGCCUUUUUGGACAUCAUGCCUUUAUCCCCGGGCCAUCUGCUUGUUACUACGCGCCAGCACCGCGAGAAGAUCUCGGAUGUUACCGAGGAGGAAUCUAGGGAGUUGGGCUUGUGGCUACCCAGGAUGAGUCGGGUGUUGGCGAACGUUACUGGCGUGCACGAUUGGAAUAUCGUGCAGAAUAACGGUGCUGCCGCAGCCCAGGUCGUCCCACAUGUACAUUUCCAUAUCAUACCCCGUCCACCGCUUACGCCGGAGUUGCGAAAUCGAUCAUUUACCAUGUUUGGCCGAGGCCAGAGGACUGAGCUUGACGAGGAUGAAGCUGCCGAACUGUCCAGGAAGUUAAGGGAGGAAGUGACACGAGAGCUCGAGAGGAUAGCCAGUAGGGAGAAGCUAUAGACGUUGUUAUGGUCCACAUCUGCGGCGAGGGGUGUUUAUGGGGCGUCUAUGGCGUAUUUUUGAAUAGUACAAGAAUACCUCUAAGGAGGAUAUGGUUGAUUUGGUGCAACUGGCCUGGCAUUCAGACAUCUCGUAUAAAGAGAUCAAUUCCCUCCCUACUUGCCAAUGAUUGCAGUUUGGCCUAGAAACUACAUUCGGGAAUGUGAACACACCCUCUUCCACAAAUCUUCGUCAACAUUGCUAUACGCUCAUACGAAUGAUCCCCUUCAACAUAAAGAAGUAUAUUAGUUCUGGUAUAUAGGCCCAGAUCAAUUAUACCCGAUAGAAGACUUCACUCAUAGAACAAUAUUAUUGGGAUCACGCCAACUUAAAGUCAGAAUCAUCUUGCAUGAACAUUAUGUAACUGCAAAGCCAAAGGACUUCUUUGUGUCUAAGCAAAAGACCGAACUUCUACUU